Engraulis encrasicolus (European anchovy) is the source of this 7124-nucleotide messenger RNA. It is a transcript of the gene myh11b, whose product is annotated as myosin, heavy chain 11b, smooth muscle. Gene Ontology annotation, molecular function: microfilament motor activity; ATP binding; actin filament binding. The coding region runs from base 1 to 6069 and encodes 2022 amino acids. The record is from RefSeq and is a predicted model, not a curated record. NCBI's taxonomy places the organism in Eukaryota, Metazoa, Chordata, Actinopteri, Clupeiformes, Engraulidae. The transcript has 41 exons. Gene Ontology annotation, cellular component: myosin filament; cytoplasm; myosin II complex. Gene Ontology annotation, biological process: actomyosin structure organization.
AUGACAAAGAAACCAGACGAUGAAGACCAGAAAUUCCUCUUUGGCGAAAAGGACUUCAAAGGCAGUGUGGGCCAGGCGGACUGGUCGGCCAAGAAGCUGGUGUGGAUCCCAUCUGACAAAGAUGGCUUCGAGUCGGCCAGCGUCAAGGAGGAGAAGGGCAACGAGGUGACGGUCGCGUUGGACAACGGCGUGAAGAUCACCAUCAACAAGGACACCAUCCAGAAGAUGAACCCGCCAAAGUUCAACAAGGCCGAGGACAUGGCCGCGCUGACCUACCUGAACGAAGCCUCGGUGCUCCACAACCUGAAGGAGAGGUACUUCUCAGGCCUUAUUUACACAUACUCGGGCUUGUUCUGUGUGGUGGUGAACCCGUACAAAAUGCUGCCCAUCUACUCAGAGAAGAUCAUUGAGUUGUACAAAGGCAAGAAGCGGCAUGAAGUGCCCCCUCAUAUCUACUCCAUCACAGACAACGCAUACAGGAACAUGAUGCAAGAGCGUGAUGACCAGUCCAUCUUGUGCACAGGGGAGUCAGGAGCUGGCAAGACGGAGAACACCAAGAAGGUCAUCCAGUACCUGGCAACGGUGGCCUCCUCGCAGAAGACCAAGAACAUCUCUGUGAGUACCAGCACCAAUGCCUUUCUCCAAUACGGAGAGUUGGAGAAGCAGCUCCUACAGGCAAACCCCAUUCUGGAAGCCUUUGGAAAUGCCAAGACCAUCAAGAAUGAUAACUCCUCCAGAUUUGGAAAAUUCAUCCGUUUGAACUUCGACGUGACAGGCUUUCUUGUCGGAGCAACAAUUGACACAUAUCUGCUGGAAAAGUCCCGCUGUGUGAGGCAGGCCAAGAACGAGAGAGCUUUCCACAUCUUUUACUUCAUGGUUGCAGGGGCCAAAGACAAAAUGAGAGAGGACCUUCUUGUUGAGAGCUUCAGCAACUAUGGUUACCUGAACGCCGGACAUGUGCAGGUUCCAGGCAUAGAGGACGACGAGAUGUUUGAAGAAACCCUUGAGGCCAUGGCUGUGCUGGGCUUCAGUGAGGAUGAACGAGUUGGCAUGUUCAAGGUGGUGUCCACCGUGCUUCACCUUGGCAACAUCGAGUUCAAGAAGGAGAAAAACCAGGAGCAGGCUGCCAUGCCUGACACCACAGCCGCCCAGAAAGUGUGCCACCUGCAAGGCAUCAAUGUGACGGACUUCAGUCGAGCCAUCCUCACGCCCAAGAUCAAGGUGGGCCGCGAGGUGGUGCAGAAGGCACAGACCAAAGAGCAGGCUGACUUUGCUAUUGAGGCUUUGGCUAAGGCCAUGUAUGACCGGCUGUUCAAGUGGAUCCUGGCCCGCGUCAACAAGACUCUGGACAAGACCAAACGGGCAGGAUCCUCCUUCAUCGGCAUCUUGGACAUCGCCGGCUUUGAGAUCUUUGAGGACAACUCCUUUGAGCAACUGUGCAUCAACUACACCAAUGAGAAGCUGCAGCAGCUGUUCAACCACACCAUGUUCGUGCUGGAGCAGGAGGAGUACAAGCGCGAGGGAAUCGAGUGGAACUUCAUCGACUUUGGCCUGGACCUGCAGCCCUGCAUUGAGCUCAUCGAGCGGCCGAAUAACCCUCCGGGCAUCCUGGCCCUGCUGGAUGAGGAGUGCUGGUUCCCCAAGGCCACUGACACCUCCUUCGUGGACAAGGUCCAGAACACUCACAGCGGCCACUGCAAAUUCGCCAAGCCCAAACAGCACAAGGAGAAAACCAUGUUCUCUGUUCUGCACUAUGCCGGCAAGGUUGAUUACAACGCUGCAGCCUGGCUCACCAAGAACAUGGACCCUCUGAAUGACAACGUCACAGCACUGCUCACCAACUCAUCCAGCGCCUUCAUACAAGACCUGUGGAAAGACACGGACCGGGUGGUGGGUCUAGAGCAGAUCACCAAGAUGUCGGAGAGCUCCAUGCCCAGCUCGGGCAAGUCCAAGAAAGGCAUGUUCCGCACGGUGGGCCAGCUCUACAAGGAGUCCCUGGGCAAGCUCAUGACCACCCUCCACAACACCACGCCCAACUUCGUCCGCUGCAUAAUCCCCAACCAUGAGAAGAGGGCAGGUAAGAUGGAUGCCAACCUGGUGCUGGAGCAGCUCCGCUGUAACGGCGUGCUGGAGGGCAUCAGGAUCUGUCGCCAAGGGUUCCCCAACCGCGUCGUCUUCCAUGAGUUCCGCCAACGUUAUGAGAUCCUGGCCUCCAGUGCUAUUCCCAAGGGCUUCAUGGAUGGAAAACAGGCCUGCACUCUUAUGAUUAAGCAUCUUGACCUGGACCCCAACCUGUACCGCAUUGGCCAGAGUAAGAUGUUCUUCCGCACGGGGGUGCUGGCCCAGCUGGAGGAGGAGAGAGACUUGAAGCUCACCGUGGUCAUCAUAGCCUUUCAGGCCCAGGCACGAGGCUUCCUGGCCCGGAAGGCCUACAGUAAGAGACAGCAGCAGCUCACGGCCAUGAAGGUUCUCCAGAGGAACUGUGCCGUGUACCUCGUCCUCCGCAACUGGCAAUGGUGGAGGCUCUUCACUAAGGUGAAGCCAUUGCUGCAGGUGACCCGUCAGGACGAGGAGAUGUCACAGAAGGAGGAGGAGCUUGCGAAGGCCAAGGAGGUGGCCCAGAAGUCUGAAGCCCUGCUGAAGGACAUCAAGCAGAAACAUGACAAGCUGGUGGAGGAGAGGACUCAGCUGGAAGCGCGGCUGCAGGCGGAGACGGAUUUGUACGCGGAGGCGGAGGAGAUGCGCGUGCGGCUGGAGACCAAGAAGCAGGAGCUGGAGGAGGUGCUGCAGGACAUGGAGACCCGUCUGGAGGAGGAGGAGGAGAGGAGCAUCGCCCUGCAGCAGGACAAGAAGAACAUGGAGCAGCAACUGCAGGACGUGGAGAAGCGCUUGGCCGAGGAGGAGGAUGCCAAGCAGAAGCUGCAGCUUGAGAAGGUCUCUGCAGACGGGAAGAUCAAGAAGCUGGAGGACGACAUCUGUGUCAUGGAGGACCAGAACAACAAGCUGCUGAAGGAAAAACAAAUGAUGGAAGAAAGGUUGGCUGAUAUCAGCUCCAACUUGGCUGAGGAAGAGGAGAAAUCCAAGAACCUCACCAAGCUGAAAACUAAACACGAGUCCAUGAUAUCUGAUCUCGAAGUGCGCUUUAAGAAAGAGGAGAAAGCUCGACAGGACCUGGAGAAGGCCAAGCACAAGCUGCAGGGAGAGUACGGUGACCUCCAGGACCAGCUGGCGGAACUCCAGAACCAGAUAGCAGAGCUGCGGGCCCAGCUGGCAGCCAGGGAGGAGGAGCUGCAGGGGGUAGUGGCACGACUGGAGGCCGAGUCUACCCAGAAGGCCAACGCCCUGAAGAAGAUCCGCGAGCUGGAGGGCCUGAUCUCGGAGCUCCAGGAGGACCUGGAGGCGGAGCGCAGCAACCGGGAGAAGGUGGAGAAGGCCAAGAGGGACCUGGGGGAGGAACUGGAGGCCCUCCGGACCGAGCUGGAGGACAGCCUGGACACCACCGCCGCACAGCAGGAACUCAGAGCCAAGCGUGAGCAGGAGGUGGCGAUGCUGAAGAAGGCCAUGGAGGAGGAGGGCCGUCACCACGAGUCCCAAGUGCAGGACAUGAAGCUCAAGCACAGCCAGGCGCUGGAGGCCCUCAGCGAACAACUGGAGCAGACCAAACGGGUGAAGGCUAACCUGGAGAAGGCCAAGCAGACCCUGGAGAAGGAGUCAGCUGACCUGAGCUCAGAGCUGCACUCGCUGGGCAACGCCAAGCAGGACGUGGAGCACAAGAAGAAGAAGGUGGAGAGCCAGCUCUCUGACUUGCAGUCCCGCUUCAGCGACUCCGAGAGACAGAAGAGUGAACUUGGGGACCGUGUCUCCAAACUAACGAUGGAGGUGGACAAUACCACUGCUCUGUUGAACGAGGUUGAAGGCAAGAACAUUAAACUGGGGAAAGACGUGUCCAGUCUGUCCUCCCAACUACAAGAUGCCCAGGAGAUGCUGUCUGAGGAGACUCGGGCGAAGCUGAACGUGUCGACGCGCCUGAGGCAGACGGAGGACGACCGCAACAGCCUCCUAGAGCAGCUGGAGGAGGAGACGGAGGCCAAGAGGAACAUGGAGAGGCAGCUCUCCAGCCUCAACAUGCAGUUGUCUGACACCAAGAAGAAGCUGGACGAGGUGUGCGGCAACCUGGAGUUCAUGGAGGAGAGUAAGAAGCGUCUCCAGAGGGACCUGGAGGCGGCCAGCAGCGAGUACGAGGAGAAGGAGGCCGCCUACGACAAGCUGGACAAGGCCAAGAACCGGCUGCAGCAGGACCUGGAGGACCUGCUCAUAGAUCUGGACAACCAGAGGCAGCUGGUCUCCAACAUGGAGAAGAAGCAGAGGAAGUUUGACCAGCUCCUGGCUGAGGAGAAGACCAUUUCCUGCAAGAACGCUGAGGAGCGUGACCGUGCAGAGGCGGAGGCGCGGGAGAAGGAGACCAAGGCCCUGAUGCUGGCCCGCAGCCUGGAGGAGACGCAGAACUCCCUCAGGGAGCUGGAGAGGGUCAACAAGGGCCUCAAGGUGGAGAUGGAGGACCUGGUCAACUCCAAGGACGACGUCGGCAAAUAUGUGCAUGAGCUGGAGAAGGCCAAGCGCACACUGGAGGGCCACGUGGACGAGAUGCGUACUCACAUGGAGGAGAUGGAGGACGAGCUGCAGUCGGCAGAGGACGCCAAGCUGCGGCUGGAGGUCAACAUGCAGGCCCUCAGGAACCAGUUCGAGAGAGACCUGCAGGGCCGCGACGAGAUGGAGGAGGAGAAGAAGAGGCAGCUGAUCAAGCAGGUGCGUGAGCUGGAGGGGGAGCUGGAGGAGGAGCGUAAGCAGAGGAGCUCCCUGGCGUCCACCAAGAAGAAGCUGGAGGGAGACGUGAGGGACGUGGAGGAGCAGCUGGACUCCUCCUGCAGGGGGCGAGAGGAGGCCCUCAAACAGCUGCGCAAGCUACAGGGCCAGGUGAAGGACAUCCAGAGGGAGCUGGAGGAUGCCCGAGCUGCCCAGAAGGAGGCGCUGAACAACGCCAAGGACACGGAGAGAAGGGCCAAGGCCAUGGAGACAGACUUCAUGCAGCUACAGGAGGAGCUGGCUGCCACUGAGAGGGCUCGCAAGCAGGCAGAGACCGAGAGAGACGAGAUGGCUGAUGAUAUGACCAAUAACUGCGGCAGGUCUCUGAACAGUGAGGAUAAGCGCCGCUUGGAUGCCAAGAUCGCCAGCCUGGAGGAGGAGCUGGAAGAGGAGCAGGGCAACAUUGAGAGCCUCAACGACAAGCUCAGACGCAGCAUGCUGCAGGUGGAUCAGCUGACGACGGAGCUGCAGGGGGAGCGCUCCAUCUCCCAGCGCAGCGAGAACGCUCGGCUGCAGAUGGAGCGGCAGAACAAGGAGCUGCGCGGCAAGCUGCAGGAGGUCGAGGCCCAGGUCAGGUCCAAGUUCAAGGGCUCGCUGUCCUCCAUGGAGGCCAAGAUGAUGCAGAUGGAGGAACAGCUGGACCUGGAGAGCAGGGAGAAGCAGGCCCUUGCCAAGGCUCUGCGUCAGAAGGACAAGAAGCUGAAGGACCUCACUGUUCAGAUGGAGGAUGACCACAAGCAAGCGGAGCAGUACAAGGACCAGGCCGAGAAGUCAAGCGCCCGCGUGAAGCAGCUGAAGCGGCAGGUGGAGGAGUCGGAGGAGGAGUCCCAGCGGGCCACGGCCGCCCGCCGCAAGCUGCAGCGCGAGCUGGAUGAGGCCAGUGAGGCCAACGACAUGCUGACCAGAGAGGUCUCCUCGCUCAAGACCAAACUCAGGCGUGGCAACGACCCCUCUGCCUCCUUCAGCAGUGGUCCUCCUCGGCGCAUUGGUGGUGGAGGUGGUGGUGGUGGCGGCAGCUUGAUGGCGAGUCGCAGGGGGGCGAUGGAGAACCCAGAGGUCAACAGGGAGAGGGAGGUGGAGGAGGAGAUGGAGGUGGGGGGGCGAGCUCGCUCCCGCUCCCCCUCCCUCUCUCCCAUCUCAGAGCCACUGGAGGGGGAGGAGGAGGAUCUGCGGGGGGAGCUGAACGGAACUGCGGACUACGAUUAGAACCUUGCUCACACUACCCUUGACUCACCAGUACCCGGCCACGCUGCAUUUUCUUGUUCAGCCCUUUCCGGGAUCCUGGCCAUUGUAAUGGGGGUAUGGUUUGUUUACAGUUUUUUAACGUGUUAAUGUACUCCAAGUAUCAUCCCAAACAGGGCUGUAUUAAAAACACUGUGGUGCCCCCGGGCACUACACAUUGCAGGUGCCCACUUUAUGAACAAUAUUUGUAAAGUUUGUGUCGUCUGGUGCCCCCUAACUGUCAGUAAAUGGUUGGUGCCCCUGGGCACUGUGCCACUGGCCCUUAUGCAUAAUCAGGCCGCGAUCCCAAAAGAUACACAACACCAGAACACAUCUUGCAACAUAGCAAAUAGUUUUUGGAUGAUAUUUGUAGAUGCUAUUAAAAAAACACAAACAACCCAUGCCCCUUUUAGAAUUGCCAGGGUCUCAGGCAGGGCUGGACAAAAAAAUGCUGCGUCGCCAAGGGUACUGACGAGUUCAAGGUAGCGUGAGCAAUACAACUGCAUGUUGAAAUUGGCAGGAAUUCUCCUUUAACCCUUCCUACUGUUCUGAAUGAUUCAACUAUAAAAAUAUUAGUAAAUUAUGAUUUAGGUAGGCCGCUGAGGAAUCCAGGACUUGUGGUUCUGGUUUCAGAUAGUCCCAGAUCUCAGGUCCGAAACUGAAGUCCUAUCAAAUUGUUUUAGCCUGCUUCUAAACAACUAUUCUAUUUAUAAUCACGCCAAACCAUAAUCAUACUUUUACCAAUUAGCUUAUACCACUCGUGUCUAGCACUAUAAGUGCAUAUUUUAUUUAUUUAUUCUAAUUUUUGGAGUUUAUCUUUCUUUGAGGUUUUCAAAAACAGUGCUUUUAAAGCCAACAUUAAUGCAUGUUUGAUACUAUGGGUGUUAAAAGCACAAUGUUAAUCUGUUAUUCAUACCAACAAGUUCUUUGUAAUGGUACAAAAUCACCAUUAAGCGACCACGACGUGCUGAUGAGUUGAAGUUUGUGUAAACCCUUCACGCUUACCUCCACACUUCACUGAGAAAAUAAAUUGAUUUCAA